AUGCCUCCUUCACCCGAUGGGGACAGUGAUGGGCCCACCAACCCUGCCAAGCGACGCAAGGUGCCGCGCGCGUGCGACUAUUGCAGAAAGCGUAAGAUCCGCUGUGAUGGACCCAUGCGAGCUGUCCAUGACCCGACUUCAAAGUGUACGCACUGUACGGAGAUGGGUCUGCAAUGCACGUACCUCCAGGAGGCGAGCCGCAAGGGCCCACCGCGUGGGUACGUCGUGACGCUCCAAGAACGGUGUGCGCGACUGGAGAAUCUGGUUCAGCAGCUGCGGCCUGGGGUGGACAUUGAGAGCUGCUGCGGGCCCCCAAUGGAGUACGAGACCUUUGACUUUGACUCGUACAAGGCGCAACUGUCGAGCUUGGAGAUUCCACCCUUCCCAGCGUUCAGGCAGUACGUUGCCGGCCAGGCAAACAUCAACUCGAGCCCAUGGGCUACGGUCAUCAGCGUGGGGACACCAAUGGCGGCACCCCCACCGUCCCUAGCCGGGACGCUCGCUGCUGCUGCGCCAGCGUCAGUGUCGGCGACCAUGUACACUGCGCCCGUGUCCGACAGCCUGCUGCGGACAGGGCGCUCGCUUGUACCGGACCUCGGGUCACCCACGUCCGAAAGCAGCCGAGGCGCCGACGCCGACACACCCACGGACCCGUUCAUCAUGACAUCCAACGUCAGCCGCAUGGUCAGCGCGGACAACGAGAGCAUGCAGUACUAUGGACGUACGGCCACCACUGGGCUCGCGCGUGCUGCGGGCGACGAGGCCGCACUCCUCAAGGAGCUGGACCGCGUAAAGUCCAAGCGGUCCAAGGUAUGGAAGACGCCCGAGUGGGAGGUGUGCGUCAACAACACCGGACAGCGGCUUAUCGACUGGACAAUCUGGCCCGAGGACGACCUGGCCAUGACCCUUAUUGACGCGUACUUUGACUGGGUCAACAGCGUCAAGCCGCUGCUUCACCGCCCGCUCUUCCGCCAGCAAUACUUUGCACGCCUGUACAUGAGCGACUAUGACUUUGCCAAAGUCUGUCUCAUGGUAUUUGCCAACGGCGCGCGACACGUGUUCGCCCCGCUCGCGCAGUGGCGACGCGCGCAGGACGUGGGACACCUUACGUCCAGCGAGCGACCGAAUGACGGAUGCGUCUUUUCGGAUGGUUGGAAGUUUGCCCGCGGUCUCAUGUCGGCUGGUGACAGCCUGCACAAGGCGCCCACGCUCUUCCGGCUCCAGACCGCGGCGCUGCUCGCCCAGUUCCUGCAUGGCAACACGGACGCGACGGUGCCGUGGGCCAUUGCCGGCUCGGCUCUGCGAGCGGCGCAGGAGAUUGGUCUGCACGUCGACGGUCCCGGCUCGAUGAACGGCGCUUCGGGGGCGGAACGCCAACUGCUCCUCCGCGCCUUCUGGUGUCUGUACCACUACGACCGCGGUGCGUGCGUCGCCCUCGGCCGGUCCGUGGCGCUGCACGACUCGGACAUUGAGACGGCCUACCCGCUCGCUGUGGACGACGAAAACUGGGAUGCCGAUGGCGACGAGGACGUGCCGAUACAGGCCGGGUCUAGUAAAGUCGCGGCGUUUGUGCACGUCAUCCAGCUGGACCGUAUUGUGAGCGCCGCCGUCUCGACGCUCCCGGCCAGGCGGGACGCCGGGUUCGGCCUUGCGGCCCGCCUGCCAGCAAUUCUCAUUGAGCUCGCUGCCGCGCUCAACAAGUGGGCUACGGCCUUGCCUGCCAGCCUGCGGUGGGAUCCCGAGUCGCGUGACACGGCACACUUGACACGCACGGCCAUCCUGCACGCGCGGUUCCACUGGGUACGCAUAUUCGUGCACUAUGCGCCCGCCGCUGUCGCUUCGUCUGUCGGAGGAGUUGGCGUUGGCGCGCCGCCACAGGCCAUGCUGGACAUUGCGCUCGAGUCUGCGCGUGCCGUCUUUGGCGUCUGUGCCGCCCUCCUGGCCCAUGAAGCGUUCACGCCUGCCGCGCAGCGUCCGCUGCCUCUGGAGUUUAUCGACUAUGCCUGGGUGUCUGGCGCGGUUGCGCUCGUGGCGAUCCGGACGGGCGCCGUGCCGCCGAGCGAGGUCGAAGACGUCAUGGCUGGCGUCGCUACGUCGGUGCGCACAUUACAGCAGAUGGAGUGCGUGUCGCGUAAGUCUGGCCAGGUCGCCGACGUCCUCACCGCCAUGGCGAGGGUGACCCGCCCGCCGGCGCCUGCCCACGCCUCGAGGAUCGAGUACGCCAAUGCCAAUGCCCAGCAACAACAACAACACCAGCAACAACACCCGCAACACCAGCAGCAACCGCCACAACAGCCACAACAGCAGCCGCAGCAUCACAUAUCGCAACUCAUGGGCGGCGGCCACCCCCAACACGCCCACGCACCCGCCACACCGGACCUUUCGUGGCUCGGCGACCCGUCGUCGCUCUUCAUGCCGCCCAUCUUCGACGGCGCGACACCAGGCAGCGACGCGAUGUAUACCGAUGGAGCCGGGCCAGCCGCUGGCGCCGGCGCUGGCGCUGGCGGCCCUGGCAAUGGUGGUGGCCACGGCCACGGCCAGUCGUCCGCACCAGGGAACAGCAAUGGCAACGGUAACGGCAAUGGCAAUGGGACCGGCCCCGGUGCGGGCCGCCGGACAGGCGACGAGAUGUGGGCGCACCUCCUGGAGACGUUUGUGACGAGCUUGAAUCACCCCGGUGGUCAGCAUCAGUAA
Messenger RNA from Apiotrichum porosum, 2694 nucleotides. RefSeq lists its product as uncharacterized. Lineage: Eukaryota; Fungi; Basidiomycota; Tremellomycetes; Trichosporonales; Trichosporonaceae. Gene Ontology annotation, biological process: regulation of DNA-templated transcription; DNA-templated transcription. The transcript is spliced from 6 exons. The coding region runs from base 1 to 2694 and encodes 897 amino acids. The record is from RefSeq and is a predicted model, not a curated record. Gene Ontology annotation, molecular function: DNA-binding transcription factor activity, RNA polymerase II-specific; zinc ion binding; DNA binding.